AAAACCAUAACACAUAAAAUGCCAAAAACAAAGGUCUCGUUCUGAAAAACAGCAAUUGAAUCCAUGGGACAUUCCCUUAGCAAACUACGACGAUUCCACCAUCAAAACCAAACCCAUCUUCCUUCACUAAAUAAUCCAACAUCCUUCAAUGGCAGUUCUACUCAGAACAUCUCAAUUCCAUCAUCCUCGCCGUCUUCUUCUUCUUCUUCUUCUUCUCCUGAUGUUAAUGCACCCCGCCCUUCUGCUUCCAUGAUGUCUCCCCCGCCUCCUUAUGUCGAUCACACAACCGCCAAGAAGAUCAAGAAUGAUAUUAAUAUUCAUAAGGACAGUAUUUCGCUUUUCCUUGAUCACACUCACUGGGAUUCUCACUUGAUUUCUUUCACUUUUGAUGCUCUUGUCGAUGGCAGUAUCACCAUAUUUUACUUUGCCAAGGAAGGACCUAACUGCAAUUUCAUGCCAAUGUAUCCUGAAAUUUAUAUGCCUAAGACAAUUCCAUUCCAUAAAGGAUUGGCUCAGAAAUUCUAUCAGCCAUCAGGAACCGGCAUCGACAUCGGUUUCUUCGCAUUCGAUCUUCUUUCAAGACCCUCAAAGGAAGAGGAUGACAUUUUCCCACUUGUUUUAUAUGCAGAAGCAUGUUUACCAACUUUAAUGGGAACUGCAGAUAUUGGUCAGCCUCCACCAUUUUCGAUUUCUCCUCAUGCACAAAUCACUGAAGCUGCUUUGAAGCUGAACAAUGAGGGCCAUUUUGAAGUGAAAGUAAUUAAGCAAAUAUUGUGGAUCGAAGGGAUUCGAUACGAGCUCCGGGAUAUCUACGGGUUUGAGAAUUGUAAUGAACAAGGUUUGGAUGAUGACAGUGAAACGUUUGGGACAUGUGUGAUUUGCAUGACUGAGCCAAAAGAUACUGCUGUUUUGCCUUGUAGACAUAUGUGUAUCUGCAGUGAUUGUGCAAAACAAUUGAGGUUGAAAUCGAAGAGGUGUCCUGUAUGUCGCCAUUUGAUCCAAGAACUUAUAGAGAUAAAGAUUGAAAAUCAAACCAAUCAAAGCCGGUUUAGAAGGAUAGCAGAAUAAAAAGGAAAACACACAAGACUCAUUGGAUGGACAGUGUUUAUAAACAUCUUUUGUGGCAUAUAUUA
Hibiscus syriacus is the source of this 1133-nucleotide messenger RNA. Its product is annotated as probable E3 ubiquitin-protein ligase LUL4. Gene Ontology annotation, biological process: protein ubiquitination. The coding region runs from base 64 to 1068 and encodes 334 amino acids. Gene Ontology annotation, molecular function: ubiquitin protein ligase activity. The record is from RefSeq and is a predicted model, not a curated record. The transcript has 4 exons. NCBI's taxonomy places the organism in Eukaryota, Viridiplantae, Streptophyta, Magnoliopsida, Malvales, Malvaceae.